AUGGCUUGCAAAUUUUUCUUCGUCGCCGUUGCAGUUUCAAUGCUGGCGUCAUGUUUAGCAGCACCGGCUGAAGUUGACGAUCUUAAAGAUGCAGCACCACCAAAAGAUGACUUGGAAACAGCCGCCUCCCAUUAUGGUGGCUGGGGUCAUUAUGGGGGCUAUGGGGGAUAUGGGGGAUACGGGGGCUACGGCGGCUAUGGAUAUUACCCCAAUUAUGGCUACUGGGGUUGGCCAAGUUACGGCUAUCUUUAUGGGCAUGGUUGGCCGUAUGGUCAAGGUUAUUGGUGGUAA
Leptosia nina is the source of this 291-nucleotide messenger RNA. Lineage: Eukaryota; Metazoa; Arthropoda; Insecta; Lepidoptera; Pieridae. The record is from the annotation of a GenBank genome assembly.